This is a messenger RNA of Laetiporus sulphureus 93-53, 1890 nucleotides long. RefSeq lists its product as uncharacterized. NCBI's taxonomy places the organism in Eukaryota, Fungi, Basidiomycota, Agaricomycetes, Polyporales, Laetiporaceae. Bases 338 to 1723 code for a protein of 461 amino acids. The transcript is spliced from 4 exons. The record is from RefSeq and is a predicted model, not a curated record.
UCUGUCCCAUUACGUGCCGCUUAUACCAACUCGAUCGUAAUUCACGAUGUUGAGGAGGAAGCAAUCGAAGCCCGCUCGCCCGUCACCCUUGACGCGGUUUAGCACGAGCGUGGUGAGCUUGCUCAAGGGCCAGCCAAGCGAGCCCCGAAUUUUGGUGUUGCCCGAUAAUGAGACGCGAGGGAUUACAGACAGCCCAACCAGUUCGAUGCUAUCCCUCCCACUGAUAGAAGAGCCUACGAGCAUCCAGCUUACGGAUGAUAGCAAACAGCAAGAGAUUGCAGAUCUCCAUGGGAAGCUCCAAGAAGCCGCGCUGGCGAUUGAGAGCCGAGCUCAAACCAUGCAUUCCCUGGAAGAGCGGAUACGUUCAUCAUCAGCGACGAUCGAGCUUCAAAAGUCAGCUUUGCUCGAGGCCGAAGAGGCCAAAGCGACUGCUGAGGCAGCGAAAGUAAGGGCCGAGGAGGAGUUAUCUGGCACACAACAACAGCUCGCUUCAACGCGAGCUGAGCUCCACGAGACGCUGAAUGGGUUCGCGGCCGUGCAAAGAGAGUUGGAGAAUGCAACAGCUCUGACAGAGUCGAAGGUGGCCGAAGCGGAUGCAGAGCGUCGAUCUCGGGCUGCAAUCGAAGAGGAACUAUAUGACGCCCACAAGCAGAAGCAAGAGCUGGAGACUGCGCAUCUGCAGACCGUGAGAGCGCUCGAUGUGAAGACAGCGGAGAUGGAGACGGAACGCACAGCACGCGAGAAGAUCGAGCGGCAAUGUACGGAGCUCGAGAGAUCGCACUUGCAGACCACUGUAGAGCUUCAGGAGAGAAUCGCCGAAGCUGACGCCGCGCGCGAUCUCCAAGCCAGGCUGGAGCGAGAGCUAUGCGCGGCGCAACAAGACAAACAACAGCUCGAAAAUACUCUCGCGAGCGUUCGAGCGGAACUGGAAGCACAGAUCCGCGAGACAGAUGCAGCGCGUGCUGCUCUCGCAAGCAUCCGAGCGACGCUGUCUACCACAAAGUCGGUCAAACAAGACUUGCAAGACGCGCUAUCGCGCACCGCAGCAGAGCUCGAGACCAAGUCGUCCGAGCUGGACACAAUACGAGUUUCCCUGGCAGGCAUCCACCAGACACUGGCUGCCACCCAGUCGGCCAACCAAGACUUGCAGGACACGCUAGCGCGGACAGCGGCCGAGCUUGAUACCAAAACAUCCGAGCUAGAAGCAGAGCGCAUCGCGCACAACAAGCUCGAGGAGACGCUCAGCACGAUGCAGGCGGAACGGCGAGAGACGGCGGCGACGCUGACGCGCAUCACCGGAGAGUUGCAGGCACACCUCGCCGAACUUAAAGAGGGACGCAGAGCGCGUGCCGCGAUCGAGGACCAGCUGCGUGCCCGCACUUCCGACCUCGAAAAUACCAUUCUCCAGCUCCGGAAAAACAACGACCAGCACUGUCAACGGAUUACGGAGCUCGAGGCGCAACUCCAGCAAUCCACGCAGGCGUUGCAGGAUGCCACGCGCGAGCAUGCAAACGCAUUGGCCCACGUCGACGGCCGCACGGAGCAGCUUUCGCGCGACCCUGCCACGACUCGGGAGCUGAGCACGAUGCUCCCCCGAAUGAUGCGGGAACUCAAUUCUAACUGGCGGCUGCCGGCCAUAGCUGGGAUCAUCGACCUGAUCCUCACUGGAAUCGGUACGCUCGUCUUGGCCACAAUGCUCACCAAUAGCAUAUUAUAUUCCUGAGCCCCGGUUCGAGGUUAACGUUAUGCUUCAAGGUCCGUUGUGUUUAACUUAUACAUCGGUUCAUAUUGGGUCAAGUUUCCUGCCGGGAUGUUGAAAUGUUGGACAAGUUAUUUGUUAUCCAGUGUUCGCUGUCAGUGUUCAAUUUUAUAAAUGCGCUCGUGAUAUGC